Chara braunii is the source of this 5710-nucleotide messenger RNA. The record is from the annotation of a GenBank genome assembly. NCBI's taxonomy places the organism in Eukaryota, Viridiplantae, Streptophyta, Charophyceae, Charales, Characeae.
GCGACUUUUUGAUCGGAGUGGGAUGGGGGCCUGGAAGUGCGAAAAGGGGUGUGCCAAGGAUUUUUGGGGAAAGUGGGGAAGUCUCAGGGGUGUGAAUGCAAUUAGGCGAAAAAGGAAGUCUCAAGGCCCGAUGGGGCCGGGGUACUGUGGGCGACGGUUUACGGGGAAGUCCCUCCGCGGAGGAGGCGGUCCCAAAAAGUUGGGCCGUCGGGGGCCGCCACGUGGCGCAGGCCGCUGCGUGUUUGGGUUGGGCCUUCGGAAUUCCGGGGUUCUCCGUUCGCCGCUACGUCGGCAAUUUCCGCAGGGCGUGCUGGGCCAUAGGGGGCUAUGGCCGGCCACGGAACGACGCUAAGUUGAUGAUUCGGGAGAAGAAGGCGAAAAGGAGGGAAACUGGUGGUGAUGAGGACGAAUCCCGGGUGGAUGAACUAGUAGGUAUGGUCGGGGGAAGGGAAAUCAGAGCACCGGGGGUCGCUAGAGGUGGCAGAGUGGAAUUCCCGCGGACACAGUCGAUUCUCCGUGUGACACGGAUAUCGCUAUCAUCUCAUACGAUUCCAGGACAGGAUGGGGAUAAAUUGGUAGCAAUGAGGGACAAGUACGAUCUACCAGACAAUCUCAGAAGGACAAUCGCCUUGAUACAAAGACGGAAACUUCAGGGGUCAUCCAGUGGUACCCCUGUUGUGGAGGCUGUGGUUGGAUCCCCUCUUCAAUAUCGUGGUGAUCUCCUUGUCUCUAGAGAAGACAAGUAUACAGAUUCUUUCCUUCCGUUCAUCUGGCAGCUAGUUAUUUCGCAAGACGAGAACACAGUCUACUAUGUGGAAGUUGCAUUAAAUCAGACAUUUGACAUUCCUACCGUGCAAUCUGCUGUGAAGCAAGUGGCAAUGCCGUCAGGAGGAUCGUCAUCAGGAAGGACAAUUGAAAAGCUGGCUGGUCCAUGGCCUCUUGAUGCAAACCCUUUGUCAACAAACUCCUCAGUUUUGAUGGGCUUGUCACUGGUGGACAACUCAACGUUGCUCGUUGCAGAUGUGAACAAUGAGCUGAUUCGGAAAAUCAACCUCAAUGGCAGACCUGCAGCAAAUUUUACUCGUCUGAAAAGUCCCCAAUAUUUAACAAAGCACCCAACACUUCCCCGGCUAUUUGUUUCAUCCGAUGAUCGCAUUAUGACCGUCCCACUGGACUCUCCAUCCAUCUCUGACAGAAUUGACAUCACAACUCUUGCUGGUUUCAGUGGUCAGAUUACCUCUGGUGAAGGCUAUGUCGAUAACAGCUAUGGUGCAGAGGUCAGGUUCAGUAACCCUAGGCAUGGACCACACUCCAUUGUCGGGAAUGGGAAUAGCUUGUAUGUUGCGGAUUCUGGAAACAAUGUCUUACGUCGCGUGGAUACUCAAACAGGAGGUACAGUCACUAUCGCUGGCACUAGGUCCUCAGAAGGCCUCUCCAGAGAUGGUGAUGCUUCAUCUGCCCAAUUUGACAGUCCUUCGGAUGUUGCUCUGACAUCUGACGGCUGCAAUGCCUUCGUCUCGGAGGGUGGUGGUGCUAUACGCUGGAUGACGCUUGAUCAACCUAAUGGCACUGUAAUUGCAGUGAAGACGGUUGCGACAGGUGCACCCAUGGCAUGGAUGUGCGUCACUUUGACACAUGAUGACAGCUUUUUGGUCGCUGGGGGUGCAACUGGCGGCAUUCACGUGUUUCAACUGAAUAGUUCACGGCUUCACAAAUGUGGUUCUGCAUCACCAUCCUCUGGUUCUCCUGAGCCCCCAAAUCCUCCUCGUGUGCCUUCUCCAAAUUCUGUUUCUCCAUCAUCUGUUCCUCCUGAGGCUUCUCAAAAGGCUCGUACGAAAAGUAGGUCAAGUAGCACUGUCAUUGCUGUCGGUGUUAGUUGUUCGGUUGCCGUUGUGGUAGUUUGCAUUGUUGCAGCAAUUUUCAUGUUGAAGAGGAAUCCUGAACCGAUGCGGCCUCUUGACAGAGAAGGGGGUACUGAGGCAAGUACAACCGGGCGCGUCGUAUCCGUCAAUUCUUAUUCCAGUGGGCAACCGUUCUCAGUGCCCGGAGAGAGUAAACCUUACUUGGAUGUGAUCCGUGAGUUCUCAUUUCAGGAAAUCCAGGCUGUAACUGAAAAUCUCAAUGACAAGUAUUGUGUGCAACAAGGGGGUGCUUUUGGAAAACUUUACAGGGCGUUCUUGAAGAUUGACGGUGAGCGCCAGGAUAUGGCCAUCAAAGUUAUGAAGGGGGAAAUGGACCAUCUGAAGUACAAGCAAUUCUUGGCUGAGGUUCAGAUGUUGAGCAAGGUGCGGCACAGAAACCUUUGCAGACUUGCGGGGUACUUUGUUGAUCAGCACGUGUGCAUUCUUGUGUACCCAUUUAUUGAGGGCGGCAGCCUGCAUGAUCGUCUGCAUGGUACCGGGGAGCCUUUAACCUGCAGAGAGCGACUGUCUGUAGCAGAGCAAGUGGCCACGGGCUUACAUUACCUUCAUCAUGGCCUGGAGGAGCCAAUACUGCAUCGGGAUAUCAAGAGCCACAACCUGCUGGUCAAGGGCAAGGGGGAAGCCCUGCAUGCGUACCUGAUUGACUUUGGGCUUGCAAGACCUGGACCUUCAACGACGGACGAUGGGAAGACCAUUGAAACAACACUAGGUGGGCAGACCGUCCUCACGCUGGUGGUAUGCGGUACACCUGGAUAUAUGGCCCCAGAAUACCAACAUGGCAUGCAGCUAACUGCAAAGAACGAUGUCUACGCGUUUGGUGUGGUAUUGCUGGAGCUGGUUACAGGUCAGAAGGCACAGUGGAGAGGAGAGCAGAAUGAGGUGAUCAAACUCGUGGCAUGGUGUCGGCAGUGGCUAACCUAUUCCAAUCUGACAUAUCAGCAAUUUUCUAGCAUGGUUGAUGCAAAGCUGAUGGGUUCCUUGAGGAAUGAGGAAUGGGAUAUGGUGUACAAGCUGGCAAUGCUCGGCCACAAGUGCACAAGUGAUCUUCUAGCGCACAGACCCGACAUGAAUGGUGUCAUGGAAGAAAUCCGGGGAAUACAAAAAAUAGGUGCUUUGGAUCUGAAGUGGAGGGUUGUGCUAGCACGGUUGGUUAUCAAAGGAACGUUUCCUCUUACUUGUAUUGAAGUGGAGGGUUGUGCUAGGACAGUUGAUGGCUAUCUUGGGGAUGUUGGGAGCAGUUUUGCAUCAGGGGUGGCUACUUGCCAUGGUGAGGAUUUCAAGGAGCGAUGGUGUGGCACGAGCAGAUUCAAGAGGCUCGCUCUCAUUGAGGCUGAGGAACAAUGCCAGCUGGCAGCCGCGGCUGCCAGCCUACAGGCUGAAGAAGCGGCAACAGCAGAGAAGCUGCGGCUACAGGCCGAAGCAGACGCAGAUGCCCAGGCUCGCCACAAGGAAGCCCAGGAUCUGCUGCAGCGGCAUGAGGCCAACAGCAUCGAGAGACUCAAGUUCUGGCACUUUGAACCAAACGGCAACCAGGAACUGCAGCAACAGUACCAGGAUCUGAAGACACAGCACCAGGAGUUGGCGAACCUCCGUCGGAUGGUGCAGAGCCACGAGGAUGCAACACGGGCACUCAAUUCCUGUGUACUGGACCUAGAACAGGCUGUACCAGGACCAGAUGCUGGGGCUUCCAAGAGUGCACCCUCUAGUCGCGAACUGGAGGAACGCGUUGACCACGUAGUGGCAAUGCUGGGCGACAUCAGCAACUUCGCUGUGCCAACCACCAUCAACAGCCAGCUGGACACGUUGAAGACCGAGGUCCAGCAACUGCAGUCGACGAACACGGAUGGCAACAAUCCAAAGCAAUACAAGAUGCCAACCUUCCAACUAGAGAAGUUCGACGACUACACACAUCAGGAUCCGGUCCUUUGGUGGGAAGCUUUCACGACUCAACUGCGGAUUCUGCCUGUCGCCAAGCACGCGUACAUCGGCGCCCUGUUCAUGAACUCAAAGGGCGGAUGCCAGAUCUGGUUGACUCACCUGGCAGCCACCCACAGCGUAGACGUCGCCGAUCUGAAAGACAAGAUCACAUGGGAAGAGUUGACGCGGCUCUGGAAGAAGCGGUUCAUCGUCGACAACGCACCAGCACUAGCCAUCAACCGUCUCUUCACCAUGUCUCAAGGCAACACAACAACUCGUGAUUGGCUCGCGAAAUGGCAUAAGAUCGUGGCAGUGCCCGAUUUGGACUUACCAUUCACGCAUCUACGCCUACCGACUCCGUUGAUGGACGCCGGAGUAGAGGUUGUCGACCUUCACGCCUACAUUGCGAAGAUCGACCGCGAGUUCAAGACGCAACGGUACGACGACAUUGGCGCACUAUUGCUAUAUGUACGCAUUCAGAUCGGAGAGGCGAUCUGCAACGCUUUGAUCGAUUUCGGAGCAUCUCGCAACUACAUGAGUCAGGACUUUAUGCGGACGAUGAACGUGACGUUUCACAACUUCGUCAACAAGACGCGGCUCACUCAAGGGAUGAUUAACUUUUGCGUCAUCGUGUACAUGGAUGACAUCCUCGUCUACUCGGAGACCUAUCACGGGCAUGCACAGCACAUCGAGUGGACGCUGGGAGCUCUAAGAGACGCCGGGUUCAAAAUCGCGUUUGAGAAGAACAAGUUUUUCCUUUUGGAAAUCUCGUUCUUAGGUUACGUGGUGACACGUGGAGGACUGCGGCCACAUUUAAGGAAAGUCGCGGCGGUGAAAGAUGCUCCUGUCUCUACGUCAGUGACGCAGGUUCGAGCUUUCCUGGGACUGGUAUCGUAUUACCCCUGCCUCGAGGAGCCGCGAAGCAACAACAACCCGCCAUCGCAACGGGGAUACCUGAACCCGUGGGAGGUAAUCGACAUCGCCUUCUUCCAGCCUCGAACAGCCUCCGAAGACGAGGAGCUAGCGAUAGAAGAAGAAGAGGAAGAAGAAAAAGGCGCCGAGGAGGACGACAAAGAAGAAGAAACACCUAAGGAAGGCAGUUAUAGCGAACACAGCGAGGGGGAGCAGACUGAGGAAGACGAAGAAGAAGAAGAGGAAGAAGAGGACCUGGAGCUGGAAGAAUCCGAGUGGGAGAUCUCAGCAGAAGAGGCAGAACAUAUGGACGUUCAGGUGGAGGACCCCGAGGCGGCUCGUAAACGAGAAGAGAUUGCGGCAGGAAAGCGACAACUGGAAUUCGCAAGAGGAGCAAAUUUGCCUAUCGCCGACGAUCCAACCAAAGCUCCGGAGCCGCCCAAGCCCGAAGAUGGGGACCCAACUGCCGAGACUUUGAGCGCACUGGCCAGGCGGCGACGAAGCCGAUCCCCCUCCUCCUCCACCGCUGACCAUCCACCAGUUCGAGCCCGUGGGGAGGUCGGAUGGGAGCUCUGGGAUGAAGGCCUUCGGAGAGACGGUGCUGGGUCAUUGGGGGGGCGCAAAAGGAAGGAGCUCUGGGAUGAAGGCCUCCGGUGCGGGAGGGGAAAGCUGGAGCUGGCUGAGGUCGGUGUCGUUGGUGUAGACGAUCUGGUCCCCAAGCUGAGCCAAAAGCUGGAUCAACGUGGCCGUGAGAUCCCGCGCCCAGUUCCGCAGUUGUCGGAGGACACCCGUGUGGGCUCCUUCGUGCAGUGUCGUAAGAUCGCCGGUAAAGGCGAUUAUCACCGAUACAUGGCUGACGCCUGGUGAGACAAGCAUAGAAAAGCCGACGCCUCGACCAACACUCGCGCUCUAUCGCUCACACAUACGAAUUGGAACUCCGCCGCCGCGUGCACCGCCGC